UUAUAGGUGAGAUAUGUGAAAAUCCACUUUCACCAACAUUUUCACCGUUUCAUGCGGCUAAAUCGUCCCACCCUCCAUCAAAUUCCAUCACACGUUUAAAAAAAGUAUAUUUGCAUAAAAAGAAUUCUUAAUAAUUGCAGUUGUUUGUCUAGACGCCUUCUAUGAUUCGGCAUGAGUCACACGCAGAGACGUCUCGAGUCCCAGAAUCCGUGGCGUCGCGCAGCGGUUCCAAACAUGUUCGACCUCCCUUUGUUUACCUCCGUGUGACUGAGACAGCUUUAUCCGUGCCGCUGAUCGAGAGAUGUACACAAAACAUUGCCGUUUUUGCCAAUAUCAGUUUGUUGUGUCCUGUUAAAUAGUGCGAGACUUUUAUUGAGACCAGCGAGAUACUUAAAAUAUUGAUUAUCCAGCCGAGAUGUGUGAUUUUCCGACGUUCAAAUAAAUGGAAACAUUGCAAAUGUGUUGUUAGGAUUGUAGGAUGCUGAGAAUUAACUGAGCAAAAUUUUACACAUGCAUUUUUGGAUUGACAAAAGGAGCCAAGGAUGUGGAUUUAACGGAAGAUAUUUAGUGCCACCAUCCCUAUCUGGGUGCGGUAGACAUCAGAGAGUGUUGUGUUUUUAUCCAAAACCGAUGGUAACUCCAGUUCAUCGAUUUCAGUCCAUCGAAAGUGUGGCAAACAAUGGAUUGCGUUCGACAAGAGCCCCAGUCUACUCACCCAGGUUGCCCUAUCCACAACCAAACCACUGCAAUGGAUCGACAAGUAACGUUCGAUCCCCAAACGUCGGCAGAUCGUUGGAAAUGAUCACUAACCAGAACCAGACUACGACGCCGAGACGGCUGCGCAGGCCGACUAGCAAAUAUAAAUGUGGCAUGUGGAUAUCCUUCGCCAUGUUCUUUCUCUUCUUUGCCGGCUUCAAGUAUUACAUGAAUGGUCAGGUAAACAUCGGUGUAGAAGCGGUGGUGUUUUGUUUGUUUUUGGUCCUCUUGCUGGUUGUAGGAGGAUUUAUAUCAUUGUUCGAAGCGAUCUCAAAAUGUUCAACGACAGAUUCGCCGCCGGGUGAUCUAACUUCUAGCCAGCCCGAAGAACAGACUUCGUCGGAAGAUGCCAAUAAUCCGCAGGGCAACGGGUCGUCGAAUGCGUCGGAGCUGCCGCCACCUCCUUAUCACAUAGCCGUGAUGCUGUCGCCACAAAACGAGCUGGAAACUAUCCAAGUGAUCAGGGAUUCGCCGCCGCCGUCGUAUGAAAAGGCCGUCACUUAAGUAUCCUUUACCAAUUGGCUGUCUGUUGUUGCGUUAUCUAAUUUUCGAAGCACGAAACGAGAUCAAAUUAAGCGUUGUUCGUUGCGGUGUUAAUUGUUGGGUAGUUGAUAGUAAAAAGAAUAAAAGAUUGAAGAAUCACUGGUUAACGUUACAGUUAAAACUGUUGAACAGUUAAAAUAUAAUUAUUAUCUUAACUUAAUACUUAUUUAUAUAAUAAUGUUGAUACUUAUAUCAGCAUUUUAUUGUAUUUUAUUUAAAAAAACAUAUUUAAUGAUUAUUUUUAAUUCACAAAUAAGUUUUAUUUUAAUUUUAUGGACUGAAUAAUAAUUAAGUUUGUUUGUUUCAUUUGAAGUUGUAAGAACAAAACUCAUUUUAGGUGGGAGGUAUUCUACUAAUAAUACAAAAACAGCACGUUUAGUUUAAUAAAAUAACUCUUACCUAAAGUUGAAUCUAGUCAUACGUAUUAAAUAAUUGAGGCAACGUUCAACGCUUUUUUUCGAACACGAAAUUAAUGAUACGACGUUUCCAGUUUCUUCCAGUAGUUGAACAUUUCUAUUAUUGCUUAAAUAAAAUUGAUAUUAUUUAAAAUUAAAAACUUUUGAUAUGUGUAUUUCAAUUUAAUCUUGACCAUUUUAAGGUCCACUAUAAUAAACAAAUUUAUCGCUAAAAAUCUAUAUUGGACAGUAUGGACUGAUUAUAUUUAUAAACGUAAACGUUGGUGAUCCCCGAAAGAAUUAUUUUUAAUAACGACUGAUUUAAAAUGUUUAAAUGGAUUAUAGCAAUUUCCGUUUAAUGUACAUUCCUAAUAAAACCAUUCUCAUUUUAUUGUGUACAUACAUUUUUGUUUCGAGCUUUCCGUGAGUGUAUUUAAUUUUAAAUUUUUACUCAUAUACUGUAGGUAUUAUAACAAUGAGAACAGCUUUUACCUUCAUAAAAAGUUAAUAGUAUGAGCAUUUGCCUAUUUUUUAGUAUCUACAUAUAUCAGUGGUGUGCCCUUCCCGAAAAAUUUGUAAUAUUCUGAAACAGGGAUUUUGAAAAUUACUGAAUUUAUGUGUAAUCAAAUGCCAAAAACGAUUUUAUAUCUUGAAACCAGGAGAAGUUUUUUAUGAUAUCCGUCUAUUUAUACAGUCAUAUAUCUUUACAUAUAGAUUUAUCGCAUAAUUUUAUAUAUAGAGUACGUAUUAGUUGAUUUAAUACCAAAGGAAAUUUAUUCCUGACCAAAAGUAAGUGUUAAACCAACUGAGAUGCGGGCGUCGUCAUUAAACUGUAUCUAUAAACAUUAUUGCAACAGUCAUGUUGCAUUUUACAAUUUGUUUAAUGAUGAUAAACGUAUAUUAAUGUAAUGUGCCAUAAAAAAUAUUCAGAACAAUACUGAGUGGGUGAAAUAUUGCAAUUUCAAAGUUGACAUAUGUUUUAACAAAAACAUUCCAGAACUGCUUAUGGUCUCACAAAAAUAUUCUGUGUCUUAUUACUGCCGAGUGUAAACACAAUCAGCUGUUUUUAGUGAUUCAGUACACAGUGUAAACAAUUUUAGUGUCUGUUAGUGACAGACUUUUACAUACGCACACCGUUUCCCGUUGUAUAAUCAGUAUUGUUCUAGAGGUCCCGACUACACAUUUUUACAUAAUUUUUAUAAAGGAUAUUUUGUAAUGUACAAUUUUUACGGUAGCAACUCUGAUGUAAAGGUGAAAAACUGUAUGUUUCGCCUCCAUGAUAAUGAUAUACAUAUUUUUUUAUAUUUGUUGUUUUAGUAAUUUUGUAAAAUCGACAAGGACAGAACCUACAUAUUUUUGUUAUAUGACAGAUAUCUGAAGAAACUGUGGCCAAAGAACAACAAAGAGUUAUUCUGUCCUUUUUCUAUUUUCCAUAAACCAGAAACUUAAUUUGUAAUUAAUAGUGUAGCUUUAAAAUUUGUGAUAAUUUUCUUAGUUUUUUAAUUAAGUGCAAUAUGUUUGUAAGACAAUCAUUAUUGUUUCUUCGAUAUGUUUUUAUAUUCUCCUUCAUUUUAAGUUUUGUAAAUUAUUUUGUUUUUGAAUGUGUAAUGAGAUAUAUUUCAAUAUUUGUACUACAUACGUUAAAUAAAGGGUUUAAAUCA
Molecule: messenger RNA, 3355 nt
Organism: Aethina tumida (small hive beetle)
Lineage: Eukaryota; Metazoa; Arthropoda; Insecta; Coleoptera; Nitidulidae
Exons: 6
Coding region: 511-1260 (249 amino acids)
Source: RefSeq, a predicted model, not a curated record